GAGCUGUCCGAUCAGCACCACACUGUGCGCGCUGUUUGCGCCAGAAAUAGUUCCGUUGACACAAGCAAGCACAUUAACCGGGCUUACAGUGACCAAGGCACCGGUGAUCGGAUUUUCUGCUAAGAAUUUUCUUCAUUUUGCUCCUCAGACAUGGCGUUACGUUGUAGAAAUAGUUAAACGUGAUGUUUUUUGGCGGGUAAGAGACACUUUUACGCACCAAACUUAGGAGUGGAUUUAGAGCGUGAAGGCAUCAAGUGUUUGGGUUUUCACUUUUCCCGUGACUUUCCUUAACAGCUGCCGAUAUGUUUUCACUUUUGUAUGGAUUGUUGUGCUUUUGUGCGCUGGGUUGCGUUCAACUAACGAGCAGCCAACCGGACGAUGGAAAGCGAUACAUCUGCCGGGCAGUCCCCCUCAGUGGCGAUGCCAGCUGCCCUGUGACGCUGCUACCCGAGCUAAACGCCGGGAGCCAGGAAGAGGAGCUCCGAAAUACUGUCAUGCAGCUCCGAGAGACGAUUUUACAGCAGAAAGAAACAAUUUCCAAACAGAUAGGCACCAUCAACGAGCUGACCACCAAGCUUUCCCUCUGCGCCUCAGCCACCGACGAUAGGAAGUACGAAAAGGGGGCACCCUGGGCCAAAGAGAAGCAAAACACAAUGGGGGAUGUUCCCAAAGAUCCAAAUGACAGCAUUGACAGUCUUGGGAAAACCAUGCAGGGGCUCAAGGACCGUUUAGAGAACUUGGAGCAACAGCAGCUGCGAGCCAAUGUAUCCGGCGCCUCGUUCCCCAGCGAGCUUCGCGACCUGCUGCAGCGCCGGCUCGGGGAGCUGGAGAAGCAGCUCCUGAAGAAAGUCAGCAACCUGGAGGAGGAGAAAAGCAUGCUGUCCAACGCUACGGCCGCCUACAGGCUGAAGACAGAGAGCACGCUCAACGCCCUGGUGGACAGGAUCAGUGAGCUUGAGAAAGGAGGAGGAGACUUCUUGUCCCCAGAGCAGUUUAAGCUGUCCCUCCCCCAGCGGACCAACUACCUGUACGGACGCAUCACCAAGAGCCUGCCAGAGAUGUACGCUUUCACACUCUGCAUGUGGAUCAAGUCCAGCGCCACUCCUGGCAUAGGGACGCCCUUCUCUUAUGGUGUACCAGGGCAGGCGAAUGAGAUUGUGCUAAUCGAAUGGGGCAAUAACCCAAUAGAGUUGCUCAUCAAUGACAAGGUUGCCCAGUUGCCUUUGGAGGUACGUGACGGAAGAUGGCACCAUAUCUGCAUCUCCUGGACCACACGGGACGGCCAGUGGGAAGCUUACCAAGAUGGAGGGAAACUGGGGAGUGGAGACAACCUGGCAGCCUGGCACCCCAUCAAACCCGGGGGGGUCAUCAUCCUGGGACAGGAGCAGGACGUGGUGGGCGGGCGAUUUGAUGCUGGACAGGCCUUCGUGGGCGAGCUGAGUCAGGUGAACAUUUGGGACCGAGUUCUGAAGCCGGUCGAGAUCCAGUCCAUGGCUAACUGCAGUUCUUAUAUCCCCGGCAAUGUAAUCUCCUGGCUGGCAGCCAACGUUGAAGUUUUUGGGCGGGGGGCGUUCAAGCGGCCCUUGGAGAUGUGUCAGGAGCGACUGCCCAAUGCUUAAAACUCAUCUGUCCGCCUCUCUUUAGAUUAGCCGGUGUUUCCAUCCGUUCAGCAUUUUUUAAUGUCUGCUCUUUCUGUGAGGCAGUUUAUGGAGUUAAUGUGAUGUCUGCUCUGCACAGAGAGAUGUUUGACCCAGGUCAAAGGUCAUGUGGAGGCUGAACACCAUCACUGACUGGUGGCUGUUUUAUUUCAAUUGGCAAUCUGGAAGCUAUGUACCAACAUUUCUUUCUUAACCAUGACUAAAGCACUUCAGUCCCCCAAUAUAGCCACCACCAUGGUAAAAGGUGCCCUCAGGUAUAGGAGCUAAGACAUAGUAUACAUCCUCACCCCCACACAGCCUCCCACUCAGCCCUCCCUCUACACUCAAAAGCUUUGAAGUAAUAAUGGAAAUCCACUCUAGUCCGCCACAGACACACGCAAGCACUGCUACUACUACAAGGUCCAGACCAGCUUAUUAGCAUGUGAGUUGUUGCGUGCAGAGUGGGAGUGAGAAAAGAUUAAAGGUCUGGCUAAUGUUAUGUCUAUUCCUUAACUUGGGAAUGGGCUUAGAGCCAUCAUCAAUCACACCUCCGAUCUUGAUGUGUUUAAGGGCAACAUAACUGGAAAAGUAUGAUUCAGCACUUUAUCUGUCAGUUUACUAGCUGGUACUUGGAGUGUGUGCAAUAUUCUCUGGUAGAAGCACAAUUUAGUUUUUCAGCUUUCAUAUAACUUUAGAAGCUUUUUCUUGAUAUACAUAGCUGAUACCAGUGAUACUUUGUGAGUCUAUCACAGUGCUUUCUUUCUUUGCCUUUUCCCAUUUGAACAAAUCCUGUUUAAAUGGAGAAUCAUGUUGGACAUGUAUUCAUAGCUUCAAUGUCGUUUUAAUGUGGUUUGUAACAUUGUUGGAGUGAAUUGUCUAACCAAGCAUUUGACAGAAAAUGUAACAGAUUAGACCAAUUGAAACCUCUUAAAUCUAUUAUGAAUGUACAUUUGGAUGGAGUAAAUUUUCAGUAUUUAAUGAUUCGGUCCAGAUAAUUUUAUGUAAUCUCUGUUUUUUUUGCACGUGCAAGAAAUUGUCCAUGUCUUCUUGUGGCCUUCUUAUGGAGACUCAAGUGCCAUCCAGUGUUUUCUAAGUGUUGAAAAUCAUUUGCUUUGCCAAUAAAUGAAAAAUG
This is a messenger RNA of Centropristis striata (black sea bass), 2769 nucleotides long. It is a transcript of the gene nptx2b, whose product is annotated as neuronal pentraxin IIb. The coding region runs from base 303 to 1619 and encodes 438 amino acids. The transcript has 5 exons. The record is from RefSeq and is a predicted model, not a curated record. NCBI's taxonomy places the organism in Eukaryota, Metazoa, Chordata, Actinopteri, Perciformes, Serranidae.